GCGCAACGGCGACCGCCCCCGCCCUGACGUUGCCGGUUGCCAUGGCAGCCGGCGCCGAGCAGAGGAGAAGGGGUGGUGCUAGGUGCAGAUUCCGGCGAAGCGCUGCUGCUGCAGAGGACACGGAGCGCUCCUCUGCCGCAGGUCCGCCUUCUCCCAAAAUGAGCGGCCUCGAAGGCGGCAACAAGCUCGCGCUCUCCGAGACUCCCGGCCUCCCUGCUCCCGAGCACGCCCCAGGAGAUUCGGACUUAAGCCAGUGCCAGGGGCUCCGUGGGGAAACCGAAGAGACACCGGCCAUGGCGGAUGCAGGUGGGGUCGGUCUGGAAACCGCUGCAGAGGGAGGUACACCCCGGGAUGCCGAGGACUGCGGUCCUGCGCUCAGCCUGAUCGCUGCGAACCACGGCGGUGCGGCGAGCAAAGCGGCACAGGGAGAUGCUCCAUCUCCCAAGCAGGGCUCGGAAGCUGCCUGUGCCUCCAUGGCAGCAGACAACAGUCAGAAAAAUGGCUGUCAGCGUGGAGAGCCGCGCAGCCCUGCUGGGCAGAAGGCUCUGGAAGCCAGCGGUACAGGGGGCUUGGGGUCUUUGGUGAUCUCUGGGGCCAAAGCCAAAGAGAUGUCGACUAAGAAGUGCGCCAUCACUGUGACAGUAGAGAAGGAGGGAGAAGCCGAGGAGGGGAUGGAGAAGAAAGCUGCACCGAAGGAAAAGAAGGUGGUGGGAGGAGCGAAAGAGGAGGCUCGGCCCAGGGCUCCGAAGAUCAAUAAUUGCAUGGACUCGCUGGAGGCCAUCGAUCAGGAGCUCUCCAACGUCAAUGCCCAGGCUGACAGGGCCUUUCUUCAGCUGGAGCGCAAGUUUGGCCGAAUGCGAAGACUUCAUAUGCAGCGCAGGAGCUUCAUUAUCCAAAAUAUCCCGGGGUUCUGGGUCACUGCCUUUCGGAACCACCCGCAGCUGUCGUCUAUGAUCAGUGGCCAAGAUGAAGACAUGAUGAGGUACAUGAUUAAUCUGGAAGUGGAGGAGCUUAAACAUCCCAGAGCGGGCUGCAAAUUCAAGUUCAUCUUUCAGAGCAAUCCCUACUUCCGAAAUGAGGGGCUGGUCAAGGAGUAUGAGCGCAGAUCCUCUGGCCGGGUAGUAUCUCUGUCCACUCCGAUCCGCUGGCACCGAGGUCAAGACCCCCAGGCUCAGAUCCACAGGAACCGGGAAGGGAACACGAUCCCCAGCUUCUUCAACUGGUUCUCCGAUCAUAGCCUCCUCGAAUUCGACAGGAUUGCUGAGAUUAUCAAAGGAGAACUGUGGUCCAAUCCCCUCCAAUACUACCUGAUGGGUGACGGAGCCCGCCGAGGAAUUCGAGGCCCACCAAGGCAGCCCGUGGAAAGUCCCAGGGCCUUCAGGUUCCAGUCCGGCUAAUCUCUGCCCUCCUCGGAAGCUCCUGCACAAGUUUCCUUACCACCUCCUCCUGGACUUACGCUUGACCAAUAGCAUGCAGUCUUCUCUCUGCCUUCUCUUCAUACUGGAUCACUGUGUCCUCUGGACUUUCCGAAUCUUCAACGGAUUGUGCUUACAUGCCUGUGCUCGUCUCCUUCUGGGCCUUCAUGCUGUUCUGCAUAGUGUUACUGUUCCAGGUGCAUGGCCUUCUUCUAAUGCUUCUAUGACAAGCUCAUGAUGCUGUAGAUGCGUACUGUCUUUGCAUGGCUUGAGCCUUGUCUGGGACUAUGGUCGUCUUGUAGUUAUUUAAGUGGUUCUCUCCUACAAGAAAG
Ochotona princeps (American pika) is the source of this 1747-nucleotide messenger RNA. It is a transcript of the gene TSPYL4, whose product is annotated as TSPY like 4. Gene Ontology annotation, molecular function: chromatin binding; histone binding. The coding region runs from base 42 to 1397 and encodes 451 amino acids. Gene Ontology annotation, biological process: nucleosome assembly. The record is from RefSeq and is a predicted model, not a curated record. Lineage: Eukaryota; Metazoa; Chordata; Mammalia; Lagomorpha; Ochotonidae. Gene Ontology annotation, cellular component: chromatin; nucleus. The transcript has a single exon.